AUGUUUAAAGCAAUGCAGAUUACAUUACGCUGGGAUAACAUGAGUGUUGCGUUCGUUGAACGAGGCCGUCAAGUUUCUGAGAUGGUCGUGAUCGGCUUUGGCGUCAAUAUGCGCUCGUUCACCAUUGCAGAAGGCGAUGAGAAGCAGAAGCUAGACGUAGAGGUUGCAUUGGGCCAAGCAACAUUCGUCGUUAACGUCGAGUUUUCGGCUUCGAAUUAUGUUUCUCCAACGGCAAAGCUAAUGUUUGCGGACCUCAGCAAGGUAGCUGCAGAGUCUGGCGCAAUGUCGCCGCCACAGAUGCUUACGGCCCAUGUGAGUCAGCUUGAAAGUGGUAAGCAGAAUGUGUGUGGUACAGUGAACAACAUGAAGUUGGUACUCUCAGUCGGUGCGCUGGAGCGUUUCCUGCUGUUUGUUGAUCGGCUGAGCACAAAGACAACUCAAGUACUGUCGACAGCGCGGCCGCCUUUCGUACCAGUUUCUCACUCUGAGUUAUCGCCUGCCGCAGUCCAGGUUGCUAAAAGCGAGGUAGACAUGGUGAGAAAAGAGAUAACAAUGUCUCCGUUUAGCUUGCUUGGCGGCAUGCUGUUGAGCCUGGAUGUCAACUUGAACGAUUGUCACAUCGUUCUGCUACCCACUCAGUCGUACUCAAAAUCACUUUUUAUGGAUAUUAACGCGGAGACAUGGCAAAGCGAUUACGAGGUAGAUUGCUGCGUGGAUAUGCCUGCCUCAUUGAGCAUGCAUCUCGAAAGCUCAAAAGUGAAGGAAUUGCUGGAGCUUAACGUUCACAGCUUCAAUAUCGGCGCCCAGUACGUCAAUGAUGCUAAGGAAGCGGAAACCAUUUUAGCUCCAACAAGUAUCGUAUUUCAGUUUACCCUAGAACAAGACGUCACGGACCCUCUGAUAUGUCACCAGAGUGUAAUGAUGCACAUGCCAGAUGUCUUGGUUGCUGGGUCAGACCUCAGUUUGUCGUUAUUGGCGUCCUGUGGAGAGGCCAUCAGUAACGUGCAGACAACAACGCCCAAGCAAGCCCAGCUUCGGCUCAAAAGUCGUGUAAAGCAGGAAGAAAUUCGACGCCAGGCGGAAGUCGACACAGUCCUCGAUCGCUUGCACCGACUUUUUGACGAAAUUGAUGAAAACGGGAACGGCUGUAUUGAGCUGGCAGAGCUUCUUCUCUUACUGCGCCGGGUCAAGGUUGGCGACACAUUGCUGAAAAGUGAAUUGGAGUACUUUGUUCGCGAGCUCUUUAAGGAAAUUGACCAGGAUGGUAAUGGCUAUCUUGAAUUUCAAGAGCUCCGCGCAAUUUUGCGCGAUGAUCUUUUGUCAGAUAAAGCUGCUGAAGCUUCUGGUUCGAGGCCAGGAAACGGCAGCAAAGCUCUCAGCGGCUUCCUUAAUCUGCGCGGAAAUGAAUACCAUUCGUUUGAAGUCAUUAACGAGCUAUGCGAGACGAAGAUAACAUUUUCUGAACAACUCGCAGAGCGGAUUAAGCGCCCUGCGUUCGAGGGACGCUUUUGGGAACUUUUUGAGAGUGAAGCUCACAUUAAGAAUCGUUCAAUCAUCAAUCAAAAUCCGCUGGAUUUACAAAAAAAGCUGGUUCGGCUGCUCAAGAACUAUGACGCCGCGAACCUUAUCUGGGAUGCGUUGGUAUUGCCUGCGAUGGAAGACAAUUGCUCGGACCGUUCUAUAUAUGAGUGGCUACUGCAGCCGUCCACGCGCUGUGGAGGUAUCAGCGAGUACCAGAGCGCAGCGAAAGUUAUUGCAAAGAAAAAACGUGACGGUAUUUUUAGUGCAGCCAUCGAGGAAACAGAGAAUUUGGUAAGCAAGCUUACACAAAAUAUGAACUUGGUGAAGAAAGAGUUGCACUUCACGACAGACGUAAAAAUGGGAAACGUGCGACUAGUUCUUAUGGAUGCUGAACUGUCUGCUCGCUUUUGCCGUGAUUGGGUCGAUCUGGCCAUGUCUGGGAACACCGACUGGACGCUGUUGUUCGGCUUCAAGAUGUCGUCGUCCUGUUAUAGUGAAAUUGCCAACGACAUGGAAAACAUCAUCGAGCCAUGGGAACUGGUUGCCGGCGUGUCUUCGAGUGCAGGCGAGAACGGAUUUGCUGUUCUGUUGGAGGCUGCGAAGCGAUUUCAGAUUAAUGUGACUCCAAGCGUCCUCAAGACCUACCGUGCGCUGAUGGACGCCCUUGAUGGAGAGGCUCAGCAGAAUGGGCUGCAAAAGCAUCAAGACAGCUUUCAACUUUCAACUGCUGCAAAGAAGCAAAAAGAAACAGAUUGUCUUGUGCAGAACUUUACGGGAUGCAAGAUUUCCUUGAAACUAAACGGCAGUGAUGAGGUAAUCACAAUUGACGCGCAUAAUCGCGCUCACAUUGAAAAUGGAGCUUUGAAGGAUGGCGAGGCUGUAGUAGACUUACUUGAAAUUGAUCAGUGGGGUACAAGUAAAAAUUCGGUGAAGUUGUCUUCCUUUGGUAAUGUCAGCGUUGGUGUGAGUACAGCAGAAGCUUCACCAUCAUCUCUAUUUGUCACAGUGUUUUCGCGAUUGGAAAACCCGCGACAACAGCUUAUUGUCCUAAGAUCAAAUACGUACUUCUGCAACCACAGCUCGGAGUGUUACGAGAUGAAGUACCUGAGCUUAGGAAAGGAGGAUCGAAAGGCGGUGGAAUCUCCCGUCAUUAAAUUGCGACCUAAUGAGCGAAUUUCAUUGCCGCUCUCACUAUUGAUGGGCAUAACGGAGUUUUACGCGCAUCUUGGAAGUCAUGAACACUGGAUUGUAAAGACUUCUUUGAACAAUGACGUGCUAACAUCUACUACGGCAAUCCAAGAGCUCAAUGAGCACGAAGCUGAACGGGAAGCGAGAACGAAGCAGCGCCGAGGGGGUGGAACUAUUGUGUAUGGCCAAACCGAGGAAACUUGCACAAAGGUGGUGAAGCGCCUCAUUCCGAAUAUGAUCGUGCGACGAUGGCACUUACGUUCGCAUUUCGAGUAUGAAAUAGCGUUGCUUCCUCCGUUUGUGGUACGCAACUCGUUACCCUAUAAGAUGGAAUAUCGAUUUGUCGAGUACAAGUCGAGUUCAUCGAGGGACAUGAAGGCUGAAUUCACCAAGGUAGAUACGCUAUUACGGUGCGAAAGCACACCUAAACCAUCGGAUGGUGUAUUAAGCGGAGUAGCGAAAUCAGGUCACGAUGCCGAAGUAUCCGGUGUUUCUGGAGAGUAUCCUGGUUAUUUGUCGAUUCGUUUGGUUGCCCAAAAGCAAAACACAGACAAGCAUGUGACGUCUGCGUGGUCAAAACCGCUUCUGAUGAUGAUUCACAAAGGAGUCGAGCAGUUUACGACGUCGCGAGAAAGUGUAGAAGCCGGCGUUGGCCUCCACUUCAACAUUGACCGAAUCACACUUCCUGGCUGCCCUCGACUCGUACGCUUUUCAAGCCCUUACUGGAUCGUGGACAACACGUCGCUUGCAUUUGACUAUGCGUCUACUGAGCCUGGUGCAAAGCGAAACUCGUGCAAGGCCAUGCGUGUGUGUGCACCAUUCAGUUACCCUGUCAUGACGUCGCUGCCGCAUGAUCGUCUGAGCUUAAAACCGCUUGCAAACCUCAAUCGCCGCCCAAAGGCAUGGGAAGCGCUCGGUAAUAUGCCGGAUACAGUUUAA
This is a messenger RNA of Peronospora belbahrii, 3648 nucleotides long. The record is from the annotation of a GenBank genome assembly. Lineage: Eukaryota; Oomycota; Peronosporomycetes; Peronosporales; Peronosporaceae.